GUCAGGUGUAUCUUUGUCUUGGGAUCAGUCACUUGGGGUCUUGCUGGCUCAGGCCAGACCUAAUUGCUUGAGCCGGUAGUUGGGUUCCCGUAGGGGCUGCUUUGCUCUCAGGGUCUUUUGCCAGAGUUAAGAGAUGAAUUGGAAAAUACUCCGCAUGAGUGUUUGGCUGAUCACAAGUGACACUGCAUGUGAGACUGUCAAAGGAAAAAUUGCACGGGACACAAGUAAACAGGCAAGACUUGGUUCAAGACCGUGAUGACAGGGGAGAGAAGCCAGAACUCAGUGUGAACUCAGCGUGACCCAAAAGGCAGAAGGAAACAACUGGAGGGCUUGACAGAGGCUGAUCCAGGAGAUGUGUCGAGCACCUUGAGUUUGCAAAUGGUUUUCUCCGUGAUUAAGCCACCUGUGUUUGCUAAUUGGCACCCACCAAUUAGCAAGUUAGGCUCUACCUUCCCACAGAGACUGGCAAACGCAAACACAGGUGCCAUCUUCCUGGCUGAUUGCAUUUCAAAGGGAUGCCUCCUAAUCUUUGAGCAAGACAUUCUUGGGUUGUAAAACUGGCUGGAGGCUCCGAGAAGAUUUGCAUGUCAAUGGGACAGAGAAAGAAUUUAUAACGAUGAGUUUUCUGAAGUAAAAACUCUGGGAAAAAGGAGGUCAGUUUCAAGAGUCAGGAAGAAGCCUGGGCUGGGGUUUCGUCAAGCUGACGCAAAGGUUAAAGCUGUCCUGGUCAAAGUUCCUUCGUUUAGUGAUUGGACAUGAAUGGACAAUCAGAGAAGAGUGUCGCGCAAGAGGGACACACAGGUCAAAGCUCUCCUGAGAAAGACUGUCAGAUCGGACAAAAGCAGCUGCAACAGAUAGAGCGGCAGUUAAAAUGCUUGGCGUUUCAAAACCCGGGACCACAGGUAGCGGACUUUAAUCCUGAAACAAGGCAGCAGAAAAAGAAAGCUCGGAUGUCAAAGAUGAAUGAGUAUUUUUCUGUGAAAUACAAGGUCAGGAAGAAGUACGACAAAAGUGGCCGGCUGAUCUGUAACGACGCCGAUCUGUGCGAUUGCCUGGAGAAGAAUUGUCUGGGCUGCUUCUACCCUUGUCCCAAGUGCAACUCCAACAAGUGUGGGCCCGAGUGCCGGUGCAACCGUCGAUUCAACUCCCUUUUACUGAGCCUCUACUUAACAUUUGUGAGCCACACGUGAUGCUAAGUGCAUCCACUUCAUCACCUUGAACCGUCACCAUCCUGUGAAGAAGGCGUGAAACCCAGUGACCCAGGUCUGAUCCUUUGAAAGGCUCACCAGCCACCUGCCAGUCAAAGGAGUGGGGGGAGCUGUUUUGUCUGUUUGUUUAUAUUUUGUUUUGUUUUGAGAAUAUUGUUUUGCAAAUGGCUGACCAAAUGGAUUAUUUUAUUAUUGAUUUUAGAAUCAUAUGGUUUUAAAUUUGAAAAGGAAUCUUCUAUGUUGUCGAGCUAGUGAAUUGGUCAACAAAUAAUAACCAAGAGGUCGUCCUGUGCUGGGGAACUGGGCUAGGCAGAGAUCCAGCUGUGAGCAUAGUCCAGUGGGUUCCUGUCUUCAAGGGGAUUUUGGACUAAAACCUGUCUUGGUGUUGUUUGAUUUUUACAAGCGAGGAAAUUUAGCCCCAAUGAGAUCAAAUGACUCAGUUAAGGACACACAGAAGACCUGGCCACUCUUGGUAUUUUUGAACCCCAGUAGUAAGUCAGUCUUCUUUCCAUGAAACCAAGCAUUUCCCUGGUUUGCCUGAUCAUGAAAUUCCUUCAAAUGCUUUUAAUAAUACUCAUUCUGAUCCCUACCCUAAACCUCAGGAAUCAGAGCCUCCAAGGAGGGGGCCUGGAAAUCCAUACUUUUUUUUUCCUCCAGCACCCCAGGUAAGUCUUAAUGAUCAAGUAAGUUUGAGAAACACUGCCGUAUUGCUAGCUGUCCUAUUUUCAUGUU
This is a messenger RNA of Felis catus (domestic cat), 1940 nucleotides long. RefSeq names its product ADP ribosylation factor like GTPase 14 effector protein like (gene ARL14EPL). The transcript has 6 exons. Lineage: Eukaryota; Metazoa; Chordata; Mammalia; Carnivora; Felidae. The record is from RefSeq and is a predicted model, not a curated record. The coding region runs from base 756 to 1190 and encodes 144 amino acids.